Molecule: messenger RNA, 1581 nt
Organism: Penicillium malachiteum
Lineage: Eukaryota; Fungi; Ascomycota; Eurotiomycetes; Eurotiales; Aspergillaceae
Exons: 5
Coding region: 1-1581 (526 amino acids)
Biological process (GO): chromatin organization
Cellular component (GO): nucleus
Source: RefSeq, a predicted model, not a curated record
AUGGCAGACCAGGAGAGUGGAACCUCCAACCAGCGGUCCUUCAAGGGCCAGGCCACCUCUGCGGAGGAUAUGCUCAAGUCGCAAACCGUCGGCUUAGUGCAUCUAUCGGACUUUCGCAAGCGACGCGCCGAGGUCUUGGAGCAGAAAGAGCGCGAGGCGCAUGACAAGUCGCUAGGAAGAUUGGCAUCUGGUAUUUCAAGAAGUGCAACUCCUUCCACAGGCGAGAUAACUGACGGAUCGUCAACGCCUCGAAGUGAUGGACCUCCCAAGAAGAAAAAGAAGAAGGCUCUUGCCAAGAGCAAGCUGUCCUUUGGCGAUGACGAGGAGGAGACCGGGGAGGAUUCAGCAGCAACACCACGCGAGUCCAGCAUUUCCCGCUCCGGCUCAAAGACACCAGCCGAAGAAAGCGCAAAAUCAGCAGCUGUUCGCAUGAAGGCAAACCCAAAUGCGCCGCCUCCACCAAAGGCCCAGACCAAGGCGGCGAUAGAAGCUGAGGCGCAAGCUCGUGAUACGCUUCGCAAGGAGUUUUUGGUCAUGCAGGAGGCUAUCAAGAACACGGAAAUCCUUAUCCCAUUUGUAUUCUUCGAUGGCACAAGCAUACCUGCCGGGUCGGUCAAGGUCAAGAAAGGAGACCAUGUAUGGCUGUUUUUAGAUCGAUGCCGUAAGGUCGGCGCUGAGCUGGGUGUCCGCGGUGCUAGUGGAGCAGCCAAGGCGCGCAAGGACAGUCGUCGAGAAUGGGCCAGAAUCAGUGUUGAUGACCUGAUGCUUGUAAAGGGCAAUAUCAUUGUUCCCCAUCAUUAUGAAUUUUACUAUUUCAUCUCCAACCGUGUGUCUAGCUUCUCCAAGACAGGAGGGCUACUGUUCGACUACUCAAACAAGCCUCCGCCAGAGCGAUCAGACGACAAUCCUUUGUUCCGACCGAGCGAUCAGCAGCUGGAGGGCGAAGACAAAGACUCUGCAGAGACUAAAGUUGUAGAUCGUCGCUGCAAGAACUUCACCGAGAAGUAUACUGGUCUUAAAACUGAGACGGAUAAGGCUGCCUCCAACGCCAACUCAGAAAUUUUCAGCCUUCGCAAGAAGGUCUCAGAUCUGCAAGCAUCACAGGAGGAACUGAAAAAGAAGAACCAAGAGCUUGUUGAUCAGUACCGCGAAAAGUCCAAAAAGCUAUCUCAGAUGACAACUCUGUACAACUUGCUCAAGGCACGCACAUUACACUCUCAAAUGGAGACUGCAGCUGCCAACUCUGUGACCAAAACUCUGAAAACCAACUCCUCACGAAGUGGUCAACCUACUGUAGCCACCCCAUCGGGAUCGUCAUACGCCCCAAGCCUUCCGAACAUUCCACAAACAUCUUUCCCAAGAACAUCUUCUUCAAGAGAGUCUGUUUCAACAAUAUCUGUGCCAAGAACAUCUUUCCCCGUGGACGCUGAUGGAGUUGAGCAAUUACACCUAUACCAAAAAAGUGGCUCAGCUGGCUCAGGUAGCUCAUCCCGCUCCAACCGUGUGAGCAAGACCCCUGUUAAAGAUACCUCAAUGGGCCCUCCACUUUGGCCAGCCUCGUGGACGAGAAACCGUGAGUAG